Petromyzon marinus (sea lamprey) is the source of this 2651-nucleotide messenger RNA. It is a transcript of the gene IK, whose product is annotated as IK cytokine. Lineage: Eukaryota; Metazoa; Chordata; Hyperoartia; Petromyzontiformes; Petromyzontidae. The record is from RefSeq and is a predicted model, not a curated record.
UCAUACUCAAAGCGUUCUACUCGUCUGACCCCCGUGAUGGCUGCGCGCGGUUAACUUCGCCGAGGGUUAAAGCGGCAUUCCCCUUUUGUUUGUCUUUAGUGAAAAUUUCGCCUUUGUUGUUUCUGUUUUCUUCCGCUUCCUAAGAACGUUUGCGACUACCCGCGAGACAUGUCGUCCAAGGCAGCCGAGCACGAGGCUUUCUCAAACCCCCUGGCUCCUGAUGGCAUUGAUGUGGACGACAUUGACGAUUUCAAUGCGUCUCGACUCACCAAUGAUGACUUUCGACGACUCCUCAUGACCCCACGGACUGCGCCGUCCUCGGCGCCCCCCACCGCACGGGCACGCACACAUGAGAUGCCCCGUGAGUACAACGAGGAUGAGGAUCCAGCUGCUCGUAGGAGGAAGAAAAAGAGUUACUAUGCAAAGCUCAAACUGCAGGAGCAGGAGCGUGAGCGGGAGCUUGCGGAGAAAUACCGGGACCGCGCGCGCGAGCGCCGCGAUGGCCUCAACAAGGACUACGAGGAGACCGACACCAUUUCCACGACAGCCAACUACCGUGCUGUGGGACCCAGCGCCGAGGCAGAUAAGUCCGCGGCCGAGAAGCGUCGGCAACUCAUCCAGGAGUCCAAGUUCUUGGGAGGUGACAUGGAGCACACCCACUUGGUGAAGGGGCUCGACUUCGCUCUGCUGCAGAAGGUGCGUGCCGAGAUUACAAGCAAGGAAAGAGAUGACGAGGAUGCCUUGGAGAAGAUUCCAGAGAGGAAAAGGCAGGAGGAAGACCCCGAAAAUAAGAUUGAAUUUCGGACUCGCCUGGGGCGGAACGUGUUCCGCGUCUUGUUCCGGCACAAGCCGCCCGAGAGGAACGAGCUGUUCCUGCCUGGGCGCAUGGCGUACGUAGUGGACCUGGAGGAUGACUAUGCUGACACGGACAUCCCCACCACGCUCAUCCGCAGCAAGGCCGACUGCCCCACGCUGGAGUCUCACACGACCCUAACCACCAACGACAUCGUCAUCAACAAACUCACGCAGAUCCUGUCCUACCUGCGUCAAGGCACAAGGCCCCGCAAGCUCAAGAAGAAGGAGAGAGGCAAGGUGGUCGUGGAUGAGAAGAAGCUGCCUGAGGCCGACUUGACGAUCUUUGAUGAUGUUGGAGAGUACGUGACCACAGCCGCCAAGCCUGGAGGGAGGGAGCGUGAGCGGGAGCGAGAGAAGGAGAGGGAGAGAGAGCGGGAGAAGAAGGAGAGGGAGAUUGAGAAUGAACGGAAAGCCGUGGCACGUGCAAGCUACUUCGAGAAGCCAUCACAGGAUGAGGAGCCUUCAACUUCUGAAAAAGUGAUUCUCCCGGCCAAAGAGCUGAUCCAGUCGAUAAAUGAGAAGUUUGCAGGCUCCACCUGGGCACCAACUGCGGGCACCGAACCUACAGCGCCCGACAAGCGACACGACUCCGGGCGCACGGGAGGCGACUUCCUGGGCACCUCGAACAGCUACGCCGAGUGCUACCCCAACUCGUUGAUGGAGGAUGUUGGGGUGGACAGCGAUGAUGAGGUCGACUACAGCAAGAUGGACCAGGGAAACAAGAAGGGUCCUCUGGGACGCUGGGACUUUGAGACUCAAGAGGAGUACAGUGACUACAUGAGCAACAAGGAGGCCCUACCUAAAGCUGCAUUCCAGUACGGUAUCAAGAUGGCGGAGGGGCGCAAGACUCGGCGCCACAAGGAGGGGAAUGAAAAGGCAGAGCUCGAUCGACAGUGGAAGAAAAUCAGUGCUAUCAUCGAGAAACGCAAAAACAUGGCUGCUGAUGGGGUUGAUGUCAAGCGACCUAAAUACUGAGGACCUCCGACAUCGACUGAGGCCCUCUAGUGGCUGCCCGGGGUGUCCGUGCCUGUCUUUGGUUGGUUUGCCUCAGCUCCUGCAGCCCCUGUAGCCCCUGUGGUCCGGUCUGGAUUUGAUUGACUUGUGCUUUCAAACAGUAAUGUAGUUCAUUCCUCGUAUUGUUUAGAUGUGCAGACAUAAAUUCGUUGUCGUUUCCUAUUCUGGCUUGUAUAAACACAAAGAUACAUACGUACACACCUGCAUACAAUCCUGUACAAUGACAGUUAUAUUUUGACUUAAAGCUUUCGUGCCUGCAGAAAUUCAUACUCUUGGGUCUUACGGUAAAGUCACGUAGAUAUAAAAAUAAUAAUCUUACAUUUACAUGCAAAUUCCAUCUCUAUCCCCGCCCACUUACCUUUGGGUUGCACCCAUCUCAAACCUAUAUAACCUCUUUCUGCUGCAGCUCUGCCGCUAUAUUUCUCCUGCCUCAGCAGUUCGCCUGCUGUAUUUGUUCACCUGAAGACGAUUGCUUGUGUUGCGAUCGAAAUGUUGCGAUUUUUUAUUAUUUUUCUAUCUACGUGACUUUACCGAAAGACCCAAGAGAAUGACAGUUAUAUUGUUUGUGGAUCCACACUCACAUUAUUUCACACCUCACACUCACUGGUGUUUAUAAAUUGAUCGCGUACCAGUUCACAUAAACACAUUCCGCAAAACAAAUGCAGUACACUGUUAACUGCUCCUUUUGUAAUGAGGCUAUCACCAGUCUCCUUUGCAUAUGGAAAAAUGUACCAACAGACUCCAACAUAAUAAAAUACAAACAAUAAAAACGUAUAACAUGA